Funneliformis geosporum is the source of this 5823-nucleotide messenger RNA. Lineage: Eukaryota; Fungi; Glomeromycota; Glomeromycetes; Glomerales; Glomeraceae. The record is from the annotation of a GenBank genome assembly.
AUGGCUAAAAACGGUCGUAAGGAAGUGGACCAGCGUAAGGGUGAAGAAAAGAAAGAGCCGCAAGUACGAGAUGAACAGCAAGAGGCUUUAAGAGAAAAGGCUAUCAAAAAUAUGGCUAGGCGGCCAGACUAUGGAAAGUCUGGUCGGCAUACUCACGUGCUUACGAAUUAUUUCGAGAUAAAAAAGACAGCGAAUAAGUCAUUUCUUGAAAAAUACGAGAUCACAAUGAAGCUUAUAAUUCAACAGAGACCUGAGGGAGAAGGUAACCAAAGAAGACGCGCCCCAAGGCAACAAAAACAACUUCCUGUAAAUGUGCAACGUGCGGUAUUUCAACAAUUAGAAAGGCAGGAACGUAAUGGUUGGUUCAAAGGAGUUGGUGUGGUUUUCGAUGGUAACACGACCCUUUAUUCCACCGAUUUAUUAAAGUUAAAUAAUUCCGAUUCUGGGAAUACAUUGGUUAGUUUAAGUGAUGAUCAGGACUCCAGGGGAAACCCGAUGGAAUAUAAGGUUGAAGUUCAGAAACUUGACAAAGUAGACUUGGAUGAAUUGAAGAAAUGUCUUGAAGGUACAGAAAUGAAAUGGGAAUAUUUCGACUUAGCUGGCAUAAGAGGAUUAAAUGCUCUCAUUCAUCACAUUCCAUCAAUGAAGUAUACUCAAUUUGGCGAAUCUACAUAUUUGCCUUCAACUCGUAAGCCAUUGGGAGGAGGUGUAGAACUAUGGAUGGGGUGGUUUGAAAGUGUAAGGCCUGGCCAAGAUAGUUAUUUCGUUAACGUCAAUACAACCUACACCGUAUUUUAUGAGCCUGGUAUUCUUUCAAAUUUGAUUACAAAAUAUCUCAAUUUCCAAUCGGGUUCCAUCCCAGAUCGCCUUAAUCAACAAGAAAACGAUAGAGUAACUGAGCUCAUACGUGGUUUACAAUUUAAACCUAUUCAUCGUCCUCAAAUUGAAACCAGAUUUAAAAUUAAAAGGCUUUGUCCUAAAAAUGCUUAUGAUGUUAUAAUUGAUAUGCCGGAGUCUAGCGAGAAAAUUAAUAUUUAUACAUAUUUUCAACAUCGCUAUAAUAUUACUUUACGUUAUUUACACCUUGUUGAACUUGAAGGGCGUAGAAACGAUAAAGUUCCAAUAGAACUUUGCAAUGUUAUUGAGGGUCAACGAUUCCCUGUUGCAAAAUUAACAAGUACUCAAAGAGGGACAAUGAUUAAACAUACCGCUUUAUCACCUCAAGAAAAUGUACAUCGAAUUAAUGAAGGCAUUCAAAAUGUUUUGCAAUUCGGAAAAGAUUUUAAAUUAAAUAGCUUUGGGAUGGUCGUUGAGGAACAAAUGGCGGUUAUUCCUGCUCGUGUCUUGAGAGCACCACAAAUUUCAUAUCAUUCAUCUUCAAAAGCUGGUGGAACUGUUAAACCUAGGGAAGGUGGAUGGAAUUUAAAAGAUCGUAAAUUUGUAAGGAGUGGAGAUACUCUUCGUUAUUGGGUUGUGGUCGCGUUUAUUGACCAACGAAGAUUAUCAGUUAGCAAAGCGAAGCAAUUUGUGAAAGAACUUGUCAUUACUAGUCGACAACAGGGAAUGGAUAUUGAGGAAGGCAACCCUAGAGUUAAUUAUAUCAGGCCUCACGGUGAUGCGCAAACUUAUCAACGAAUGAUUGAGCAAGAAUAUGAAAAUGCUCUAACUCAUUUUCAAAAUGUGUUGCAGCUUAUGCUAUUUAUUCUUCCAGAUGAUGAUGAAAAACGUUACAGAGCCAUAAAAUAUACUACCGAUACCGUACUUGGUGUUCCUUCACAAUGUGUACAACUUGAGAAGGUGCAAAAAAAAAGUAAACAAUAUUGUGCCAAUGUAGCACUCAAAAUUAAUUUGAAACUUGGAGGGACGAAUCAAUCUCUUGAAGAAACCGAAAUUCCUGAGUUAUCAAAAGGACCGGUUAUGUUGCUUGGGGCAGAUGUUACUCACCCUACCGGUGGACGCGCCGGACCUUCAAGUAUACCUUCAAUCUGCGCAGUUGUUGGUUCUCUUGACCGUCAAGGUGGACGAUUUAUCUCCAAGCUUGAAAGUCAAAAAACAAGACAAGAAAAAAUUGAAAAUAUGGGUGGCAUGGUUAAAGAAAUUUUAAAAGAUUACCGUGCAAAGAAUAAUAUCUUGCCUCAACGAAUGAUCAUGUAUCGUGAUGGUGUAUCAGAAAGCCAAUUUGAGAUGGUUUUGACUCAUGAACUUGAAAAAAUCAAAGAGGCUUGUAAAGAAAUCGAAAAGAGUUAUAAUCCUCCGAUUACCUUUGUGGUUGUAGGCAAGCGACAUCACACUCGAUUUUAUCCACAACAAGACCGUGAUGCUGAUAGCAAAGGAAAUUGUGUAGCUGGCACUGUUGUAGAUAGUAGAAUAACGCAUCCAUAUUUAUUUGAUUUCUUCUUACAAUCACAUACAAGUUUACACGGAACUUCUCGUCCAGCCCAUUAUCAUGUUCUUUUUGAUGAAAAUAAAUUCACAGCCGAUAGACUGCAAAAUUUAACACAUAAACUUUGUUAUAAUUAUCAACGUGCUACCCGUUCUGUUUCCAUUGCACCAGCAGCUUAUUACGCACAUUUGGCAGCUAAACGAGCGCGAUUGCAUCUUGAACAAAAGCCGCGUGGAGAGCCCGAAUUUGUAUUAAAGGAAGUUAAAGAAAGUUUAGCCAAAGAGCCUAGCACAAGACAAAGGAUAUCAGACCAGCUAACACCUUCUGGUCGUCCUAUCGUUAGUACACCUAAAAAUCAAAAUGAUCGUUACAAGGGUAACAAAAACCAAAGGAGAGGAGGCGGUGGUAAUAAAAAUAACCGAGAUAGUCGUGAUAAGAUAAGUCCAAUAUUACCGAACCUUGUUGAAAUCAUAAAGCCGGAAAAAAAAGGUUUUCGUGCGAUACCGAUUAUUCCAACCGUAAAGGAAAUUUUAGCACCACAACCAGAAUUGGGAGAUAUUCCUAUAAAUCGAAUUGAGGAACCAUACGAAUCAAUUAACGAGUAUCUGGAAACUCAUUAUAAAUUACUAAGAGAAGACUGUAUAAGACCUCUUCGUGAAGGUAUACGGGUUUUUAAAGCAAACCCCGAAGAAAAAAAUCGAGAUUUACGAGUAUAUGUUAAGAUUAAUCUUGUGGGUGUAACAUUCGCAAAAAUUGGCGUCGUACAUCGCAUCAGUUUCAGAACCAAAGAUUUUGAGCGUGUUAAUUGGUCAACAAGCAAACGUUUACUUCCUGGAACAUUAGUCGUCUUUUCAAAAGACAAUUUUGAAACAAUGAAGUUUGCAACGGUUGUUAACCGACCUCUUGAACUACUUGGAAAGAGUUUUGAUUUACAAAUUGAUGUCCUUUUUCGAUUGGAAGAUAUAGAUUUUGAAUUGUCAGAAGGAUAUGUUAUGGUUGAAUCAACUUCAUCGUAUUUCGAAGCUUACAGGCACGUCUUAAAUAUCCUUCAGGAACUGGAUCCUGAAACACUACCAUUUAAGGAUCAUAUUGUUGAACGAAAUAUAGAAAUCGAAAUUCCUGAAUAUUUGAAAGCAAGAAUUCCCAUCUAUGAGUUCGGUAAAACCGAAGCGUUUCAAAACCUCGAAAAUUGUUAUGGCACAUCGAGGCUUAAUGUUCGAAAAGAAUGGGAUAAAUGGCCAACGAUUGAAGAAAUGAACACUGAAUUACAUAUUUCACAAUACGAAGCAUUAAAGAGGAUGCUUACAUGUCGAUUAGCUUUAGUUCAAGGACCACCAGGUACAGGAAAAACUUAUGUGGGUCUUACUGCAGUUAGAAUUUUAUUAGAGAAUCUUCCAGGUACUAUUGUUGUCGCGUGUCAGACAAAUCAUGCUUUAGAUCAAUUCCUUGAAGGCAUUCAAAUGUAUGAGGAAAAUAUUAUUAGACUAGGUUCAAGAUCUUCUUCACAAAAAAUCAUACCACGUACAUUGUUUAAUAUCCGAAAUGAAAUGAAAUCGUCUAGUACAAUGAUUAGAAAUCGGGAUAUUAAUCGUUUAUUUGCUAAAAAAGAUAAGAUUGAGCAUGAAAUGAAAGAUUUAUGUAAAGAGUUAGGGAAGCCAUGUCUUAGAUUGGAUUUCAUCAAAGAACGGGGAUAUCUCUCAGAUGAGCAAAUUUCGAGUCUUAAACAAGAUGAUUGGUAUACAAGUAGUUCAUCCGGUAAUGAUGAUAGCGAUAGAGACUAUAUACAAGAAUGGCUUGAAGCCUCAAUUUCUGCUGCAAUCCAUAUUCUCGAAGCAGAUUUUCAGGGAGUUGAUGGUGGACAGCUUACAAGCGGGGAAUUUGUAGAAUUAAGGAAUGAAAAAUGUAUACAGUCGGAUGUAUACGUUAGUGAAGAUAUGAUAAUUGAAUAUUCUUCCGCGGAAGAUUUAUGGUCUAUACCUCAAGAAGUCCGUGUAGAAAUCCAUAGACGUUGGCGUCGUGAAAGACUGGAAGAAAUUUUUGACAGACUUAAACAACUUUGUGAGCAAUAUCUCAAAUUAUGUGAUCAGAUAAAAACCGAAAGGAUUCGUGAAGAUUUAUUUAUUCUCAAACAGAAUCGCGUUGUUGGGAUGACCACUACAGCCGCAGCCAAGUAUCAUGAUUUACUGAUUAAUUUGGCACCAAAAAUCAUGAUUAUUGAAGAAGCUGCCGAGACUUUGGAAGCACACAUUGUGACCGCUCUUACACCUGCGACUGAACAUUUGAUUCUUAUUGGUGACCAUCAACAACUUCGACCAAAUACUUCUGUGCAUGAACUUGCCGAAGUCUUUAAAUUGGAUGUUUCAUUGUUUGAACGGUUGACUAACUUCUUGCCUUAUUGUCAACUCACUGAACAACGCCGUAUGCGACCUGAGAUCAGAGAACUGCUCACACCAAUUUAUAAAGAUGUCCUUACAGAUCACGAGAUAGUAUGUAACUAUCCUAAUGUUCCAGGUUUUUGCAAUGAUCUCUUUUUCUUUGAUCACCAAGAAGAGGAGGUUCAUGAAGAAGAAACGAUGAGUAAAAAGAACAAGUUUGAGGCACAGAUGUGUACCAAAUUUACUGAUUAUCUUGUGAAAGGUGGAACGAGUGCAAAAAACAUUACCAUUUUAAGUAUGUACUCUGGUCAAAGGAAACUCAUUAAUCAGUUAUUAAGAGAUGAAUCUCGUAAUACACCAGAAAUGGUAGAUGUUCGUGUUUGUUCAGUGGAUGGCUUCCAAGGAGAGGAAAAUGAUAUAAUCCUUUUGUCUUUGGUAAGAAGCCGCGAUACACGACAAAGUAUAGGUUUUUUGAGUGUGGCCAACAGAGUUUGCGUUGCUUUAUCACGAGCUAAGCAUGGGAUGUAUAUUUUUGGCAACGCAUCACAAUUAAAAAUGCAAUCCGAACUUUGGCGAGAUGUUUUGAGAAUACUUGAAAAAACUGGUCUUUGCGGUCAAACUAUUGAUCUGUAUUGUCAAAAACAUUCUAAUCCUAAUAAAGAAGAAUGGCCACACGGUGUGGAGAUAACAGAAGUUUCAUGGUAUGCUGACAUUCCACCUGAAGGUGGUUGUAUGAGGGAAUGUCAAGAGGUGAUGGAAUGUGGUCACAUUUGUCCGAAUAAAUGUCACAUAGCUCCACACAAUACUUGUAAGGAAAAAUGCAUCCGGAAAUUCCCUUCUUGUGGUCAUUCAUGUACCAAACGAUGUGAUGAUCCAUGUGGAAAUUGUGAAAAAAUGAUUAUGUUUCACCCACAAUGUGGACAUGAUAAAGAAGUGCCUUGUUACGUAAGUCAAUCACCAACGAUGUGCCGAGCUACGGUUAGAGUUGGAUUUCCUGAUUGUAAACAUUUCGAUCGUUCACCUUGUUAUAAAGCUAAAGAACAUAAGAAAUGUCCUUUUUGCUAG